CGAGGAUGAGUGCGGGCUGCGGGCGGGACCCCCCUCGGAAGAGAGCCCGACCGAGCACCGGUAGCCCCGGCGGCGGCUCCCAGGGAGAGCGGCCGCCGCCGCCGCUCGGUCCCCGCCAGGAGGGGCCCGGGGGCUGCAGCUCCGGCGGCGGCAGCAGCCCCGCCACCGCCGUGGGGAACAAAGUUUGUAAACAACGGACAAUUACCACUUGGUUGGAGAAUAAAGGACCCAAGACAACUGAGCCCAAAAGCUUACACAGCAAAAUUAAUAAUACUGAAGCACAUCCCAAGAUGACUUCCAUUAAAAAAGAGAACUUUUGCGAGCAUGAUGUGAAAAAGCUAGAGAAUAUCUGCCAGCAAAAUCAUUCAAAAAUAUCUGUGGAAGCUGGUGCAAAGCAUGUGAAUUUGCCUCAGACGGGCAGCAUGUGUAACUGGGAGGCUGAGGACAAAGAUCCAGUCUCGGACACGGAGCCUGCGAAGGGGACGCAGUCUGGAGACCUCUUUAAAAACGCCAACAUCGAUCAGAUGCACAAAUCCAGCAAGCAGGCUCAGAGGGGCUGUGAAGAAAGCAGUGACAGUUGGACUCAGAGGAAAUUAUCAUCAGGCCGCUCUUUGAAAAUGGGAAGUACAAAACUUUCUUCAAAAGACGCUGAGACAGACGGACAAGCAGCUUCGUGCGAUUCGCAGGAGCUGAAGAGUUGCAAUUCUGUCUGUUCAACGGGUGAACAAGAAGAAGGGGAUGUAGUUCCGGAAAGUCCACUUUCUGAUGCUGGUGGUGAUGCUUGUGUAUCUGAUCUUGGAGGUCCUGGGAAACUGGGCAAACGUCAGAGUAGUUCAGGGGAUUCACCUGCUUUUGAGAAAGAAAGUGAGCCAGAGUCACCAAUGGAUGUAGAUAAUUCUAAAAAUAGCUGUCAUGGGUCAGAGGCUGAUGAAGAAACAAGUCCGUUUCUUGAUGAGCGAGAGGAGAUUAAUAUGUCAAAAUCCAUAAACAAAUCUUUUAGAAUUCAAUAUGGGGAUGCUGAACUGGAGUCAAGAAAGUCACGUUUUUCUGCCAAGGGCUGUGAAAGCUUUGAGGAAGUAGAUAAUUCUGUUAAAGAGGACAGUCUGCAUACAAAGUCACCUGGGAUCUCUCCUGCUCCAUCUUCAGAAAGCAAAAUUGCAAGACAGGGUGUGAAGAGAGAUUCCAAAAUCACCUCUCACUUCAUGAGGAUACCUAAGAUCGAGGAGAAAAGCAGAAAAGAAAAGUGUGAAUUCAAACCCCAGAGGCCAGGAAGGAAGAUUCCUAAAUACGUGCCACCUCCUCUUCCAACUAAUAAGAAAUGGUUCGGGACACCGAUUGAGGAGAUGAGAAGAAUGCCCAUGUGUGCGGCCCGACUCCCUCACCUGCGACCCUCAGCCAAUCAUACAGUCACCGUCAGGGUAGAUCUUCUGAGGGAAGGAGAGGUGCCUAAACCUUUUCCAACUCACUACAAAGAUCUGUGGGACAACAAACAUGUUAAAAUGCCCUGCUCAGAGCAAAAUCUGUACCCUGUAGAGGAUGAGAAUGGAGAUAGAACUGCUGGAAGUCGAUGGGAACUAAUCCAAACUGCCUUACUUAACAAAUUUACUUGCUCCCAUGAUUUGAAGGAGGCUAUUCUGAGAUACAACAUUGCUUAUUCCAAGAAAUGGGACUUCAGUGCUCUUACUGACUUCUGUGAGAAGGUUCUUGAAGAUGCAGAGGCUCAACAUUUGUUCCAGUCCAUUCUUCCUGAUAUGGUCAAGCUGGCGCUCUGUCUCCCUACUAUCUGCACCCAGCCAAUACCUCUACUGAAACAAAAGAUGAAUCACUCCAUCACAAUGUCACAGGAACAGAUUGCUAGUUUUCUAGCCAAUGCUUUCUUCUGUACUUUUCCACGUCGCAAUGCGAAGAUGAAGUCUGAGUAUUCUAGUUAUCCAGACAUUAACUUCAACAGAUUAUUUGAAGGACGGUCACCAAGGAAGCCUGAGAAACUUAAGACUCUUUUCUGCUACUUUAGGAGAGUCACAGAAAAAAAACCUACGGGCUUGGUGACGUUUACAAGGCAGUGUCUCCAGGAGUUUCCAGACUGGGAAAGAUCUCAGAAAAAACUCUCUAGAUUGCACGUCACCUAUGAAGGCACUAUUGAAAGCAACGGACAAGGUAUGCUACAGGUUGAUUUUGCAAACCGUUUCGUUGGAGGUGGUGUGACCGGGGCAGGACUAGUACAAGAAGAAAUUCGGUUUUUAAUCAACCCGGAACUGAUUGUAUCGAGGCUCAUCACUGAGGUCUUGGAUCACAAUGAAUGUCUUAUCAUCACAGGUACUGAGCAGUACAGUGAGUACACAGGCUAUGCAGAAACUUACCGGUGGGCAAGGAGCCAUGAAGAUAAGACCCCAAGGGAUGAAUGGCAGCGACGCUACACUGAAAUUGUUGCUAUAGAUGCAUUUCACUUCAGACGUUUCCUUGAUCAGUUUAGCCCAGAGAAGAUUAGAAGAGAGCUCAACAAGGCCUACUGUGGCUUCUCUCGCCCCAAUGUCCCACCUCAACACCUCUCUGCAAUAGCCACAGGAAACUGGGGAUGUGGUGCCUUUGGAGGGGACUCCCGAUUAAAAGCCUUAAUACAGAUAUUGGCAGCUGCUGAGGCUGGACGUGAUGUUGUUUAUUUUACCUUUGGAGAUGUGGAACUGAUGCGGGAUAUCUACAGCAUGCACACUUUUCUCUGUGAGAAGGGCCAAACUAUUGGGGACAUUUAUAGGCUGUUACUGAGAUAUUACAAUGAAGAAUGCAGGAGCUGUUCCACCUCAGGACCGGAUGUCAAGCUGUACUCUUACAUUUACAACACCAUUGAGUCCUAUGCAGAUUCUACUGAUGAUGAUGAGGAGGAAGAAAAAGGAUUGUGCUUUGAGGAUUAAAAUAGAUGUAUUUGAUCAGAAUAUUGUUCAUCUCCUCCCACUGGUAUAUUGUUUGAAUCGCUGGGUAUAAUGUAUGAAUUGGCUUAAUAUAUAUUGACUGUAUUGGUAGUUACAUGUAACACCCAAACAGCAAAAAAAUAUCACUUUUGAGAGACAAGAUUUUUUUUUUUGGUUUGAUGUUUUCAUCCAUGAAAACUGUAUUCAUGGUGUACAGAAAAGACUUGGUCAGUCUGGUUCGUGUUAUACCUUGUUAAGCAGGAUGUUUUGGUACCUAUUUCUAUUUCAGUCAAGAGAUUGCUGAAAGACUUUAGAAGAGUCUUCUGUACUCCAUUGCCUUUAUUUUUCGGAGAUCUUCUCUACAUUUCUCAUGUAAGCAUAGUGCUGGAGUGCAGGCAGCCGUGUGACUCCUGGGAUGAUUUCAGAGAGAAGUGUUGUAAAGAUUGUUUUUACUGAAAAUUGUCAUCAUUUGAUUACCUCCUUAAGACUGCCACAGUACCUUCAUUGUUCUUAUCAACUUAUUCAUUGAACUUAAAAUGUCCUGGGUUUAAUCUAUUUUUUAAUAAAUGGUUAAAAUGGAUGGAUUCUGGAGGAGCUGUAGUGCAUUUCACAGCCGCAUUGUCUCGAAUCGGACAUAAAAGACAGCAUGAAGUACAGGAGGGUGGGAAAAUGAGAAAUGCGACCAAAGUUGGAAGCAGAGGGAAACAUUUUCACAGGAAACUCUUCAAUACCAUUUUGUUGGUGCUGUCUGAACAAGGUCUUAGAGAUGUGAGCAGAUUGGAGGUUUCUCGAGGUUCAGUGGCGUUGGUGGUAUCAGUUGAAUUAAGGUCUGGUACUUGUGUUUGUAUUGUCACAUCAGUUCUCCUUUCUCUCAAUGUGCACCUAUGUGAGCAUAAGGUCCCCAUGGGACACUGGGAGUGAAGAAAUGGAAUUUACUUACAUACCAGUGGGAGGAGAGUCUGCUGCAGGUAAGAACAUGAGGUCUUGUUAGGAGUUUGCGCUUCUGUCUUUUUAGGCAUGGGAGCGGUAGGGAUGAAGAGAGGGCAAAAGAUGUGUAAAAACUGUGCUAUUACUAUCUCUGUGAAUACCAAAUUAGUGUUGCUGUAGUAAUUAAUAAUUUACAAAAAAGUGCAGAUACAUCUGUGAUAAAACCUUCCCAGGUCUAUGUACAGGGCCAAUCCAAUGAAACAUUUGUCUAUUAGUGGAUUAAACCCAGUUUAAGUUUAAGCCCAAAUUGGUUAGUGUAGCCUCUUCUGUGUUAGAUUUUCUGGUCUGCCAUGGUUGCAAUUCCCGAUUUAGGAAUACAAGUUAAAACUGUAGCAGGAAAUGUAGUGAGCUAAGGCUCUAGUAUCAACAAAUCCCUUUGGCUAAUGUCAGAUAAAUCCUUUCCAGACCUGAAGCACAACAUGGUAGUUAAAUGCUGGCAGCUGUUGACAGUCUGGCUUACCAUAAAGCACUUGCUGCUUCAGCUGCUCUGGUGGAAGCAACAGCAAAGAGUUUGGGUCAUUUAUGAACACCUUGAGAGUGCGGUGCCUGUGCGUUAAUGCCACACGGGCGGCUUGGAAGCGCGUUGCUUGGAAGGUGACAGACCCAGCAGCUUAAAGGUUUCUUUCUAUUCUUCCCACCAGCUGUAGUUUUCUGCACCCCAUCCCUUAUAAGGAGAAGAUUUGAGCUAGAAUUUCAGGCCUUUUCCUGUGUUUCCAACUUGUGUCCUCAGAAUUUAGCAGAAAUCUUUUCUCCUGCUCCUGGUGUUUCAGUGUUGGAUCAGAUUCCGGCAACAGGAAUAACAGUGUUUUAUAAUAAGCUCUUGUUUGGGCAUUUAGCUUCAACUAUGAUAGUGCUCCUAGAUGCAAUGUCAAUAAUAAAUGUACCCUGUUAAUUAAGACAAGUGAUGGAAAAUUGGUGCUAUCUGCCAAACCUUCUUCACCUGACUACUCAGGAUUUCCUAUAGAAAAGGUGAACAGAAUUUAUACCUAAGCAACUGGAAGAAAAUAUAGCAAAAAGCUUUAGGUGGCUAGAUGUGACCUCCCCUUUAUUGUAAAUAAAUACAUCCUUAUUAGUGCAAUAUUAAUUUUCAUUGUGAGGGGAAGUGAUUUGUCAGGUAUGAAAAAUUUACCAAAAUAAGAUGGCAUAAAAUUUUACUUCAGCUCUAGAAACAGAAAAAUAUAUUUAACUUGGGAAGGAUUCUCUGAAGAUCAUGUUUUAAGGUAUCCAGUUAAGACGUUUUGUAGUGUCAAGUGUCCCUGGAUAAUCCUAGGCAUUUUGUGCACUCUGUAUUUUCAAUGAUACCUGAGAAUUUUCUGAUAUGGGGAAGAAUGCCUUUUAUUUGAGAUCAUUCUUUAGGAUAUGUUUACCACCCUCAUGAAAUAAGGUUGUAUGAAGAGGAGAAAAGGAAAAUAACAACUCAUUUUCUGUCUAAUGUGUCAUCUGACUAAGAGUUAUGUAUCCAACGUUAUACUGUAUGUCCCUGGUGUUGUAAAGAACAAUGUUGUAAGAACACUUUGAAUAUGACUUAAAUCGCAGGCAGCCUGAAGAUUAUAUUUUUUUGUUGUUGUUUUGAGGGUGUUUUUGAGAAAAAUAGCCCAGAGUUCACAAAUUAGCAACGAUGUUACAUUCCCAUGACUUUGUAAUUCAGUAAAGAGCUAAACUGCCCAGAUUGCUGCAUGUGGAAGCAAGAAUUUUGCAUCAGCCCAACACGUGCUCUGCAUCUUUCUUUCUUUAUCCCUCCACCCACCGCUCUGCAUUUCUGAACUAUCAGAAACUAUUUCUUUGGCGAGAGAUGGCUUUUGGGGCUCUCUUUGAAGUAGCAGGGAAUGGAGGUGCCAAUGAUCUCUCUGUGCAGCCUAGGAAGCUUCAGUUCCGCUCUUCUAGAAACCUGUUUAUGGUGUAUCCUGUUUUUUUUUGGGUUUUUUUUAUUACUUUUAGGGAUUUUUGCUAUAUGAUUUCAAAUAAAAAUAAACUUCCUACCAAAACUUUUGUUUUAUACUUUUUAGCAGCUAAACUGAAUGCAUAAUACAAAACAACAGGCAGUCAUGGAGAUUGCAAUGUUGCCUCAUAGUCAAGUUUGGUGUCAGAGCAAUUCUGUUGUUUUACAGCUCUUGCACCUAAAUCCCUCAGUUUUGAGGUGUCUUAUCUAAUGAUGAGUACCCGAUACUGUAUAUAUUAAUUUAUAAACUGUCAAAGUGUUCCUGAUGUUCUUCUAAACUUACAGUUUAUGCACCAUGAUAUUAUAUUGAUUUUUCUGGAUCUGUAUGCUAAUGUUUACAUGAUUUUGUAGGAAUACAAUUAAAAAAUUCUGACUGAAGUAA
Calidris pugnax (ruff) is the source of this 6214-nucleotide messenger RNA. RefSeq names its product poly(ADP-ribose) glycohydrolase (gene PARG). The coding region runs from base 6 to 2909 and encodes 967 amino acids. Gene Ontology annotation, cellular component: nucleus; cytoplasm. Lineage: Eukaryota; Metazoa; Chordata; Aves; Charadriiformes; Scolopacidae. The record is from RefSeq and is a predicted model, not a curated record. The transcript is spliced from 18 exons. Gene Ontology annotation, molecular function: poly(ADP-ribose) glycohydrolase activity. Gene Ontology annotation, biological process: carbohydrate metabolic process; ATP generation from poly-ADP-D-ribose; nucleotide-sugar metabolic process.